UAGAAUUGAGUUUUGAAAGGUGUAUGUAUAGACCAUACUUAUCCACCUUUCAAUUUUUAAAGUAACUCUUUACAUCUUUCUUUUUUCCUUUCCCAGGUUGGAAACAACUGUUUUCUGGCUGGAAAGCUGGUGAGAACUUUGAUUUAAGAUCAACUUUUUAACCCGAUGAUAAAUUCAAACCCAUCAAGAUAUUCUGCUGAACCUAACCCUUCCCAUUACUAUUAGCUUUAUAACAACAGAAUUGCAUGAAUUUUUGCUUGGCACCUGUUUAAGCUAGAACUGAAAGAAGAAUCAGCUCUGUGUCUCAAGAGAACUUGUUCUAUUUAACCACAGAAAAAUUUGGGGGUAUCAUUUGUCAAACUUGUACAACCCUGAACAAUGCACAGGGAACCACCCAUAUGGAAAUAAUUGUGUGUAUAACUUAAGAUGUGAUCUUUGUUUGGUUUCCAUUAUUCUCAGAUUAGAUUGAGGAAAAAGGACAUGCUGCUUUUAAUACAUAAGCAGGACAGGAAACUCCCUUAAAGAUGUCACUCAUGGGGGUGCUGAAUAUCACUUAAGCUCAUGCAGAUAUCAUUUUGAUUAAGCCAGAGGGAUUUAGUUUAUUAGCUCAUAUUGCCUUGGAGUUUCAGAGGAAACAUAAAUGUGAUGUCUAAGAUAGCACUGUGAUGGCAAGACCCAAUUCUUCUUUUUUAUGAUAAUAAAAAAGCAGCAGAUUAUUCUCAUCAGAAUUCCUUAAACCUUGCUGAAUCUUUGGCUGAGACAGAUCUUAAAAUAUUUUCUUUUGAAAAGGCAAAGUUUAUCCAAAGGUGGUAAAAGAGGAUUUGUAUUAAGAUGCUCACACAAAGUUAAAGGGAGCUGUCACUGCUCUUGUCUACCACCAGCAGUUACAGCCCUGGAACACCAUCAGUGCAGAACCUCAGAAAAGCAGCAUCAGCCUCCAUGCAUAUAUACACAACCACUGGCUUUUCCUCUCAGGAUUUCUCAGUGCUAUGAUUAAUUAGACUACAUUUUCUUAACUACAAAGAUAGCCUGAGAGGAAUCAUUGUCUUGGAAAGCUCCAUACAAAGCAUAUCCUAAAUAAUACCAGGGUUUGUCCAUAGGCUGGGAGAUGCUUCAUGAUGGAUAAAGCCAUUCAGCAUCCCAGUGAGAUCCUGUCUAAUCAAACCAUCUCUAACAUCAGCUAUUCCCAGUUUUUGAACUUCGAUACGUGCCAGCUUUCCCUCCUUGCAGAAUGCUUGCUCAUUACAGCCUACACUUUAGUUACAAUAGUGGGGCUUUUUGGAAAUCUUUGCCUGAUUAUUAUCAUAAAGAGACGGAAAGAAGCUCAAAAUGUCACCAACGUUUUGAUUGCCAACCUCUCUUUAUCAGAUGUCUUGAUCUGUAUCCUGUGUAUCCCUGUCACAGUGGCAUACACCUUAAUGGACUACUGGGUAUUUGGGGAAGCCAUGUGCAGAAUCAGCUCCUUCAUACAAAGUGUAUCUGUCACAGUCUCCAUUUUCUCACUGGUACUAAUUGCUAUUGAGAGAUACCAGCUGAUUGUGAACCCGCGUGGCUGGAAACCGAGUAUUUCACACGCUCACUGGGGAAUCCUUUUCAUCUGGGGCUUUUCCCUCAUGAUAUCCAUUCCUUUUUUAAUAUUUCACCAAUUAACAGAUGAACCCUUCAAACAUCUAUCUUUCCAUAGUGAUUUCUACAAGAACAAGGUUGCUUGCAUCGAAGCCUGGCCAUCCGUUACCCAGAGACUCAUUUUCACCACCAGUCUGCUGGUUUUCCAGUACUGCUUCCCCCUGGGGUUUAUCUUUAUCUGCUAUCUCAGGAUCUUUGUAUGUCUUCGAAGGAGACAUGGUAAAAUAGACAGGAUGAGAGAGAACGAGAGCAGACUGAGUGAAAACAAAAGGAUUAAUAUGAUGCUGAUAUCAAUCGUGGUGACGUUUGCAGCUUGCUGGUUGCCUCUCAAUAUAUUCAAUGUUGUUUUUGACUGGAACUACGAGGCACUAAUGAGCUGUAAUCAUAAUCUAGCAUUUACAAUAUGCCACCUUGUCGCCAUGAUCUCAACAUGUAUCAAUCCCAUCUUCUAUGGGUUUCUCAACAAGAAUUUUCAGAAGGAUUUGAUAGUGUUGGCUCACCACUGCAGGUGCUCAGCCUCCCAAGAGGAGUAUGAAAAUAUUGCCCUGUCAAAUCUGCAAACUGAGGCAUCUAAGGGGUCUCUGAGAUUAAAUAAUCCCCCUGUGGAUACCUAAAAUAAUCCAAAAGCAGUUUCCAAAACUUUGUAUUUUGUUGGAGAUGACCUCUUUUUGUAGAUCUUGAUCAUGUAACUGCUGUUUUUAGAGUUGGGAUUUAUUUAUUUAUUUAAGGAGCACUAAUACAGGCUCAAUUUGAUGUACUGCAAAUCCCACUCAGAUUGCUUCUGUUCUAGAUGAAAUAUGUAUUUACUAAUUCUCCAAACAGCAUUGUACUCUACUCCAAACCACUAGUAUAGAUCAUUGCUUUCUCUGUUACCAUCAUCAUUGGUCCUUAAAACAGACCUUUUAGAAUCUCCAUUAUCAAACAAGCACACUACGAAUUCAGAGUAUAUUAUUUUUUUUUUAGCUACUUAUCCAGAUCACAGGUUUGGGUAGAAAAUUACUUGUGUAUUUUAAUUUUAGAAAUACCUUUCUCCACAUUUCUGCACUAGCAAGAGGUCACACUUGAGGCAGACAUGUUUGAAAAGAAUGUCUUCUGUGAUGCAGUGGAUAGAGGUACAGAGGUGUAGUACUUACCACAACUUCCCUCCAACUAAAACACAUGAAAAGCCUGAUCCAGUUUGGUACUAAAACACAACAGAACACAUUCUUCGUCCAUGCUAUGAUGCCACCAUAAAUCCUCAACUGAAAUUGGCCUGUUUAAAUACAAUACUUAGACCAUUUCCUCCAACAACUCACCACCUUAAAAGUAAACUUAACUUCUUUGUUCAAGUUAAAUAUAACUAAUAACUUGCAUUGCUGGAGCCUCUCUUUUUUUUUGUGAGUGCCAAAAACUAGCCUGGUUGUAACACUUGUACAUAAAACUCCAUGUAAUUUAUUCUCUAACUUUAGCAAUCUACUGAUGCCCCACUUAAGCAAAAACAAUUAACAUUCAGAUUACAAUCAGCUCCUUGAUGAUUCAGCUAUGAUGAAAUUUACCUGAAGGCUAUAAAUUCUCUUGGAUAGGGACCUUCAUCUUUUGUAAUCACAACAGUUCUGAAACGAUUCCAUCAGGCCAUAGUUUUCUGCUGCUGCUGCUGCAGCAUUAGUGCCAACUGCCU
Messenger RNA from Apus apus (common swift), 3283 nucleotides. Its product is annotated as neuropeptide Y receptor type 6-like. The transcript has a single exon. Gene Ontology annotation, biological process: G protein-coupled receptor signaling pathway. NCBI's taxonomy places the organism in Eukaryota, Metazoa, Chordata, Aves, Apodiformes, Apodidae. Gene Ontology annotation, molecular function: neuropeptide Y receptor activity; neuropeptide binding. The record is from RefSeq and is a predicted model, not a curated record. Bases 1116 to 2240 code for a protein of 374 amino acids. Gene Ontology annotation, cellular component: plasma membrane; neuron projection.